Cimex lectularius (bed bug) is the source of this 5560-nucleotide messenger RNA. It is a transcript of the gene CngA, whose product is annotated as cyclic nucleotide-gated cation channel subunit A. Gene Ontology annotation, molecular function: intracellularly cAMP-activated cation channel activity; cGMP binding; protein-containing complex binding. The coding region runs from base 316 to 2352 and encodes 678 amino acids. The record is from RefSeq and is a predicted model, not a curated record. Gene Ontology annotation, cellular component: intracellular cyclic nucleotide activated cation channel complex; plasma membrane. Lineage: Eukaryota; Metazoa; Arthropoda; Insecta; Hemiptera; Cimicidae. Gene Ontology annotation, biological process: monoatomic cation transmembrane transport. The transcript has 14 exons.
CUCCGCCUCCAGUCUACCACCGCCCUUUGGCCCGUACUCUCUGCCAUGUGUGCUCGGCACUUAACACGGUACGUCUGACCCGGCAAACUUUUCGUACAUUCGCAGGACGCUCAAAACCGGCCAAGUAGAUUUUGAGACAAGGUAAAUUUAAAUUUUUCCGGAGCUGGUAAAGUCAAUCCGAUUCGAUUUUGACAUUCCUCCUUCCCAUGGACGACAUCUGGAUGUCGACUUUUUUAUGGUGAAAAAGGGUUUUGAAUGAUUUUCAUCCAGUAAUAGAAGGGAUGUUGGGGAGAGGUGGAGGGUGUGGCGUGCCCCAUGUGGAUCUCCAUGAUGGCUGCUCAAGGUGACCUCCUCAACUCUAAUUCGCCGUUGCACCGGCAUGAGCCUCUCGCCAAUCAUCAGGGGGUCGAAACUGUCUCUGGGAGAUUCAGGAAGGAGCUCGGGGAGAACAAAAUCGGAGCGACGAUUAUCCACCUCGAGAACACUCUUCCGCAGGUCAGCAGAGACCCUGUCUCGGUCAGAUCAAGGUUUCACCGUGGGCUUCACCGACUACGGAAAUCGUUUAGCUGGAGGAAGCCGAAGAAGGAAGUCGUAAAGAAAGAACGGUGGGAAGAGGAGAAGAAAUCCUGCCUGCCGAAUUUGUGCCUCGGAUCAACCUGCCUUGCCGUCGACCCGUCCAAGCCGUUCCACUACAGGUGGUUGGUUUUGGUGACCAUAGCCAUCCUUUACAACCUUGUACUCGUUAUCGGCAGGGCAGUUUUCUGGGAGCUGAACAAUUUGACACCGAUUGUUUGGUUCUCUCUCGAUUACUCCUGUGAUUUUAUCUAUUUUUUAGACGUAAUUAUUCACGCUCACGAAGGUUAUUUGGAACAAGGAAUAAUGGUCAGAGACCUCGGUAAGCUAAGGCAAAACUAUAUAGAGACGAGGCGGUGGGUCACUGACUUGCUGAGUCUGCUGCCGACGGACCUGUUCUACAUAUGGUGGGCACCGAGCAAAUGCCACAAAAUGGUACCAUGCCCGGUGAUCGUGCGUGUCAACAGGCUGUUCCGUCUGCCGAGGAUGAUGGAGUUUUUCGACCGCACUGAGACCAGGACGGGCUAUCCAAACUCGUUCCGUAUAUGCAAGGUGGUAUUUGCAAUAAUCGUCCUGAUCCAUUGGAACGCCUGCUUCUAUUUCGCCAUCAGCUACGCCAUUGGGUUCGGCACCGACAACUGGGUCUACAACCUGACAGGAACAAAGAAUUCCUCCCUGUCCAGGCAAUACAUCUACAGUUUCUACUGGUCUACACUCACCCUCACCACCAUAGGAGAGACGCCCCAGCCGGAAAAUGACCUAGAGUACCUAUUCGUUGUGGCCGACUUCCUCGCCGGAGUCCUGAUUUUCGCCACGAUCGUCGGCAACAUCGGCAGUAUGAUCAGUAACAUGAACGUGGCCCGUGUCGAGUUCCAGAAUAAAAUGGACGGCGUUAAGCAGUACAUGGCCUUCCGCCGAGUGUCAAAGGAACUGGAAGCGAGGGUCAUCAGAUGGUUCGCCUACACAUGGGCGAACAAACAGGCUUUGGACGAAGACCGAGUCUUAGCAGCUUUGCCAGACAAACUGAAAGCUGAAAUUGCCAUCCAUGUCCAUCUGGAUACAUUGAGGCAAGUCAGGAUAUUCCAAGACUGCGAGCCGGGCCUACUGGAAGAACUAGUCCUCAAACUCAGGCUACAGGUUUUCAGUCCUGGUGAUUACAUCUGCCGAAAGGGCGAUGUGGGCAAGGAGAUGUACAUAGUGAAAAGAGGAAGGUUAAGCGUCGUGGCCGAUGAUGAGAAGACUGUCCUGGCAACGCUCGGUGCAGGAAGUGUUUUUGGCGAAGUCAGCGUGCUCGACAUUGCCGGAAACAAGACUGGAAAUAGAAGGACAGCCAAUGUUAGAAGUUUGGGCUAUUCGGAUCUGUUCUGCUUGGGUAAGCACGAUCUGUGGAAGGCUCUGGCGGAUUACCCAGAGGCCAGGCACAGCCUGAUGGAAAGGGGUUGUCAGAUCCUGCGAAAGGAUGGCCUAUUGGAUGAAGAUGCCUUCAAAAAGGCACAGGAGGAAAAUGAAACCCUUAAAGACAAAGUUGACAGAAUAGACCAGUUGGUGGGAGACUUGCAGACAAGGCUGGCCCGGCUGCAUGCCGAGUACCUCAGUCAACAAACUAAGCUCAAACAAAGACUCUCAAGAGUAGAGAAAAGAGAUGAUAAAAAUUUGAAUCAAGAAGUUCUGCAGGAGAACAGGCUUUCUAUUAAUAGAUUAGGCAGGAGGUCAUUCCAAGGUGCCAACAGGGGUUUUCACAUGAACAAUAUGAGGCAGCGUAAACCCAGCUCCGUAUAGGGGUUCAUUUCAAUUUAGUGUGACAAUUUGUGCUAUGUGAGACUGUCAUUCACCUGGGACACUGUGCCAUGUUGUAAAAAAAUGAAAAAGAUGUUUAAAAAAUAUGUGAUCUCAUAAAAACAACCUGUUUGGACAUUACAGGAAGAGCGGUACAAAAUGUUUUUUAAAUGCACUGUGAAAGGAAUAAUUCUGCCUCUGGGCUCAUUUUAUUUCAUAAACCAUUAAUAUGACAUGAUUUAUUUGCUAAAUUAUUUACCAGUUUAUUUUAAUGGACAAAUUUUUGUUUAAACUGUUAACUUUAAAACUUUUAACGAACUACUGAAUUCUCUCUGGUUCCUUAAUGCAGGGAUGUAAGAAUAUUAAUGUUAUAUUAUGAAAGAUAAUAGUGUAGAUAAAUUGUUGUUUUUAAUGUAUUUCUAUAACUAAAUUUUGUUAUAUUUUUAACUAGAGUGUGUGGCAUUUGUUUUCCCAUGGGGGGUGGAUCAGAAAUAUUGAAAAAGUAAAAUCAUUCUACACAUUAUAAUUAUUAAUUAUAUAAUUAUUAUAUUAAAAUACUUGAUUAAUAAUAAUUAUUAAUUAUUAUGGGGGGAAAUGGCACCAUCCCCUAUUUAUGUCGUAUUAAUAUUAGUUUUAAUAAGUUGAAUAGAAAAAAGAAAAAUUUUGAUAAUUUCAAAAUAAUCAAUCUACUUGUAUAAACGCACACCAAAGUUAAAUAUUUUUAUUAUAUACUGUAUUUCUUGAUUGCUAUGUAUUAAGAUGCAAAUAUAAUUUUUGUAAGUUCAGCUAGCAUUAGAUUCAACACUCAUGUCCUUUAACCUUUCCAUUUUUGCCAAUGUCCUUCUCGUGUCCCACAAUAAAUCACCACUAUCUUAGAAAUCACACAUGUCAUACACUACAAUGCCUUUUCUCACAAUCAUCAGAUACAUAUAGUUAAUAUACAUAUUUGUGUCCAAUAAUAAGUUGUUGAUCAGUAAUUCCAAAGUUAUGAGUAAGCAGUCAGAACAACUUAAUUUAAAUACUAUUUAAAGAAGUAAUAAGCUGUAGGUGAUAAGUCGCCAACAUACAACUCAAGACAAUGUAAGUUCCAACCAACCGCCCAGCAGCAAUUACUUGUAAGUCCUCCCCUAGCUGGAUCCCACCUUCUUCAUAUUCAAUCAAAAUUUUAGUAACACCAGCACCAUAACACGGUAUCUUGAAAAUCAUAUCGUUUUUGGCACUAUAAGUAAUUUAGAAUCUAAUAAAAUCUAUUUAAUGGAGACUAAUAUCACUAUCACUGUUACUGGCUAUGAGAUCUCACGGCAAUGUCCUCUUCAGUAUGUGAGUUUUUAAAUUUGAGGAUUUAGGCCAUUAGGAGGGUUAUAUGAAAUUUGUACCAACGGGUUUGGAUUGGUCAUCUUGAAAAAAAAGCUUUUUUUUGUAAAUGGUAAAUUACAGCAUUUGCCAAUAAGACAUGAUCGUACUCUGUACCAUGUCAUAACUUCUUGACGUUUCAGUUAUGUGUGUGGAUUCUGCAUCAAGCCUUUAUUGAUGUACAGUUCUAGGUACCGAACCUUGCCUGCAGUUGGGAGAGGGACAUUAUUGAAAUAAAAUGGAGCAGGGAUUUUUUUCCCCCGGAUGGUGAAGGACAUUAGAAAUGAUAAAGAUGGGGUGAUAUGUUGUUUAAUCUUUUGUAAAAGGUUGUACUCACAGUUUUUUGUUUUCAUCUAUACAGAUUUCAAGCUUAAAGCUUACCAUGAGAUUGAAGGAUUUACAAUCACCUCUCUCGAUAUAAACUAUAAGAGUGAACCUGCUGCUCCCCCACCAAUACGACAUUCCAAUGAAAAACUGGUUUUUAUUGCUGCUCGAUUUUGAACAUGAAUUAAUUAAUAAAAAUUAAAAUUAAAUUAAAAUAAUAUAUUAAUGCAUUAAUGAUAAUACAAAAUUUCAAAUCCCGCUUUUUGCACAUUCAAACUUGAUCAACUAUAAAAACUUUUCUCAUUGGAACGUUGCAUUGGCAGUGUAUUGGCGGUUGAAGUUCAUUUCAAGAGAUGUGGUUGUAAGUCUUUCAACUUGAUGAGAAGCUUUAAGGUUGGAUAGCUGAAAACAACAAACUGUAAGUAAAAACAAUCUUUUUAAAAAAUAUGGUGAAGAUUAUAUGGGUGAAUUCUUCUCAAUUGAAUUUUAUCUCUUCUUUUCACACCAAGAAGUAGCGUAAGAUGUUGAAUGUUUCUAGUAAAAAUGACUGGAUUAGAGUUAUUUGAGAGGAUCGCUGUAUCAUGAGCAAAUGUUAGGGCCAGAACAUUAAUUUUCUAGGGAAAUUUUUUUCAGUGGCCUGUGGAGUGACAAACUUGUAAUUUGAUCCUUGCUAAUUAUCUCAGUCUGCCUAUCCUUGCUGUUCAGGUCUGUCAGACACAUUUCGGUAUUUCUACCAUCUUAACCUUGAAAAUGUGGUGAAGAUAUCAACAAAGUUAACGCCAAAACACUCACCCCACUCCUCAAAACUUUGAGACUUGACACCAUAAAAAUCACCCAGACCCGAAGCCAAAUGCAAGAUGCCGAAAUGCAUCUGACAGACAAACCCAGCAAGAAUAAGCAAACCAAAAUGAUAGGUAAGCAUCCAAUUAAAUUUCCUAGCAAAGUAAUAAUCUUUUGGAGGGUAAUUUUAUUUUAUUAUUAUUUUUUUACCAUUACCUAUCAUACUAGUCCACCUAACCUCGCUGACUCAGGCACAUUUUGGCAUUUCGCCAUCUUAAGUUUGGGUGAUUUUUAUGGAAUCAAACUCUGAAGGUGUUGUGAAUCCAAAAUGUGUCUGAAUUAACAAAAAUCAAUGAGGCUAGGCAGUCUAGGAUGAUGGAUAACUAUCCAACAUUUGAAGGUCAUGACGUGCAAAUAAGAGAUAGGUUUGGAAGUCCGGGUAAAGGCAAUUUGUGCAAUAUUUAAGGGAAUUAGCAAGAUCAUUGAUAUGUGAAAUGAUGGGCAAUCUAAAGGAAGGGGCAGUCCGGGAUGAGGACUAUUUGUAAAUGGACUGAGAGGAAUGAAUGAAACUAUUGAAGAACAGAGGACAAGACAGAAACUGAGGUACAAUACAAGUUUUUUUAUACAAUUAACCAUUUUAGUUAAGACCCUUAAUUCAUACAGCUUAUACAAAAGUGCGGUUUUUUACAUUAUGCACUUAUUCAUCUUUGUUAAAUUAAAUAAUAAUAAACAGGAUUUACUGGGAGUAGAGGUU